Micropterus dolomieu (smallmouth bass) is the source of this 798-nucleotide messenger RNA. RefSeq names its product troponin I, fast skeletal muscle-like. Gene Ontology annotation, cellular component: troponin complex. Lineage: Eukaryota; Metazoa; Chordata; Actinopteri; Centrarchiformes; Centrarchidae. The transcript has 7 exons. Gene Ontology annotation, biological process: muscle contraction. Bases 144 to 659 code for a protein of 171 amino acids. The record is from RefSeq and is a predicted model, not a curated record.
UUUCUCUGCUGGUUGGUUCUUCUACCUGCACAUCAUCUCCCCCUUUCCAAAUAUUUUCACCAUUUCAUCACAAUUUUACUUCAAACGAAGCUGCAAGCGCCGUGAAGUUCUACGAACGGGUGUGAAGAUCACAAACCGCCAAAAUGUCUGAAGGAAAGAAAAUGACAUCCAGCCGCAGGCAUCACCUGAAGAGUUUGAUGCUGCAGAUUGCUGCCAGCUGGAUCGAGCAAGAGAAGAAGGACAUUGUGGCGGCGAAAGAGGCCUACCUGUCCGAGAACUGCCCCACUCCCGACCUCGGCGGAGACCAGGCCGCCCUCAUGGAACUCUGCAAGAAGAUCCACGCCGCCAUCGACAAGGUUGACGAGGCGAGGUACGACGCCGAGGCCAAGGUGCAGAAGAGCGACAAAGAGAUUGAGGAUCUGAAGCUGAAGGUGGUCGAGCUGGCUGGAGUGAAGAAACCCGCUCUGAAGAAAGUGCGUAUGUCCGCUGACGCCAUGCUCCAGGCUCUGCUGGGAGGAAAACACAAGGUGACCAUGGACCUGAGAGCCAACCUGAAGCAGGUCAAGAAGGAGGUCAAAGAGGAGUCAAAUGAGGCCGGCGACUGGCGUAAAAACAUUGAGGAUAAGGCCGACAGGAAGAAGAUGUUCGAGACUUCUUAAAACCUUCCUGAACUGGCGAGGACAACAGGAGGGGGGACGUUUCCGUCCGAGUGACUGAAUGUGUCUCUGUGAUCCAGCAGGACACACAGGGACGAGAGUUUAGACACUUUAUUGUUGUUUUUUUUGGUUGUUUUUAUGA